GGUUUUCCGGUUUGCAUCAACACCCUUUGAAAUAAUCAUUUAUUAAUGCAACUUAAAAGGUGAACCACAUUCCCCAUUGGAGACACAACAGGACACCAGAGAGAUCACACAGGACACCGGAGAGAUCACACAAUUGAUCACAAAACUAUCAAGAAAUAGGAGGAAGACAAGAAGGGCAAAAAGAAAGAAGAUACAAACACAGAUAUUAAAUACAGAAUCACUAUCACAAAACUCAAUAAUUAAUUUAAGUAAAACGAAUUUGACAUCAUCCCAGGUGUCACUAUUGAACAAGGGUCUCAAAUUUGCUCCAAGCUCACGGCUGAGCAGGUUUGAUACCUAUGUGGGAAUUGAAAAAUUUAUAAGGAGAAUUUGCCUUAAAAAGUAUUUCCUGAAGAACCCAACCAGUCCCAAUGUUCAGGUGACACCAGGUUUUAUCCAUACUGAACUGAGAGCUAAAUCAAUUAAAUAUCCUAGAAACGAAAUCAGCCCUGAAAUAGAGGCUUUUAUAAAAAAAAUUGAACGGGACAUUAGACUCAUGAAUGAUGGGAAUAAGAAAAUACCAAAUCUCUCCAAUCAGGAAAUUGCAGCUAUUAAAUCGCUCCAGAAGAAUGAUGCGAUCACUAUUCGCCCCGCGGAUAAAGGCGGAGCAAUAGUCAUCCUCAAUACGGAGGAUUAUAAUAGAGAAUGCUGCAGACAACUGACAGAUGUGGAAGUUUAUACUAGACUGACUAUGGAUCCAAUUAAUGAAUUUUAUCCACAGCUGGUCAAACUAUGUGAGAAGGGGGCUGGUGCGAACAUCCUAUUGGAGAGUGAGGCGAAAUUUAUAUUAAAUACGCAAUGUAGACUUCCGGUUUUUAACUAUCUACCGAAGGUAGAUAAAUGUCUCACAGCACCUCCUGGUCGUCCCAUAAUUUCUGGGAUUAAUUCCCUGACGGCCAAUCUCUCACAAUAUGUUGAUCACCAACUGCAGCCGAUAGUAAAAGAUACAAAAUGCUAUUUAAAGAAUACCACACAAAUAAUUAAAAUUCUGGAAAAUCUUACAAUUGACCAUGACUGUACACUUAGUACGUUGGAUGUUCAAUCUUUGUAUACAUCCAUUAGACACGAGCAAGGACUACAGGCAUUGUCAUCUCAAAUGCACAAAAGUGGCCGGUUUAAAUCCAUACAGAUAGAUUUUAUACUGGAGGCAGUGAAUUUUAUUCUUAAGCACAAUUAUUUUGUGUUUAACACAGAUUUUUUUUUACAGAAGUCUGGUACCGCGAUGGGCACCAGAUUCGCCCCCAGUUAUGCAAAUAUAUUUAUGUCGGAUUGGGAGGAUGAAGUUAUCCUGCCAAAACUGGGGGCGGAUCUGGUGCUCUGGAAACGGUAUAUAGACGAUGUCGUUUUUAUUUGGAGGGGGUCAGAUCUGGCAUUGAAUUCUUUUUUAGCCGAGAUUAAUCGCAAUAAUUUGAACCUCCAUUUUACAUCCAACAUCAGUAAAACUCAUAUUGAAUUUUAAAAUUUAAAAAUUGAUAUUAAUCUGGACAAAUUGACCUGCAGCACAUAUCAUAAACCAACAGCCAAGAA
Molecule: messenger RNA, 1566 nt
Organism: Bufo gargarizans (Asiatic toad)
Lineage: Eukaryota; Metazoa; Chordata; Amphibia; Anura; Bufonidae
Exons: 2
Coding region: 536-1498 (320 amino acids)
Source: RefSeq, a predicted model, not a curated record